Suillus fuscotomentosus is the source of this 4281-nucleotide messenger RNA. RefSeq names its product ABC protein. Gene Ontology annotation, molecular function: ABC-type transporter activity; ATP binding; ATP hydrolysis activity. The coding region runs from base 1 to 4281 and encodes 1426 amino acids. The transcript is spliced from 38 exons. Gene Ontology annotation, biological process: transmembrane transport. NCBI's taxonomy places the organism in Eukaryota, Fungi, Basidiomycota, Agaricomycetes, Boletales, Suillaceae. Gene Ontology annotation, cellular component: membrane. The record is from RefSeq and is a predicted model, not a curated record.
AUGAACUCCCAACUGUCAGAAGAAUCUACGAAGGGGGACAAGGAAAAGGUUGAGGAGGUCAACGGAACCAACCCUCAACCUUUAAACCUUCAGCUUGACACUGGUGACGAGUAUACUAACUUUCGUCAAAAAUGGUGGCAGUUGUGGUUGCCUAAGGACCCACCACCUCCAGCUCCCCCGUCUCUGGAGGAUGCAGCGCUGACGCCUUUGGCCAAUGCUUCCAUUUUCUCUCAGCUCACGUACUCCUGGGUCACAGAUAUAACGAUUCUCGGAUAUCAGCGCACAUUACAAGCAUCUGAUCUACACAAAAUGGACCCAUCACGGGAGUCGACCGUCCUUGCCGCUAAACUUGAAGCUGCAUGGCAGCGGCGUGUCAAAGCAGCAGCCGAAUGGAACGCACGACUUGAGAGUGGAGAACUCAGACCGUCUCUCUUCAAACGUACCGGCUGGGCCAUGCGUGCACUUUCAAGCAAUGAUCAGAAACAAGGUGCGACUCGGUCUGAGCGAUAUGCAACAUUUCAGAACCAUUGGCGAGAAUCCGAAGGGCGGAAAGAGGCCAGCCUCGCUUGGGCUUUGAAUGAUGUCUUUCGUGGGAUGUUCUGGAUUGGAGGUAUAUUCAAGGUCUUUGGUGAUACUGCGCAGCUCAUGGGUCCAAUCGUCCUUCGGCAAAUCAUUCUCUUUGCCGAGGAGCGUUCCGUUGCAAUCAUUGCAGGAACACCUGGCCCUAAUAUCGGUCGCGGGAUUGCCAUGGCCUUUGGGCUCUUUGGGCUCACUGUGAUGGCCAGCAUCUGCACCCACCAAUUCUUUUGGCGUUCGAUGGCAACAGGGGUCCUGGCCAGAGCCGCACUGAUAACAUGUAUUUACGAGCGUGGAGUGAACCUGACGGGCAAAGCGCGCGUUAAAAUCAACAACGCCACGCUCGUGAAUCAUAUUUCUACUGAUGUGAGCAGGGUUGACGCGUGUGCGCAGUGGUUCCAUGCAGCCUGGACCGCGCCUAUUCAGGUCACAGUUUGUUUAAUCAUUCUCUUGACUGAGCUCGGGCCGUCUGCACUCGCUGGAUUCUCGCUGUUCAUACUCAUGAUUCCGAUUCAACAGUGGUUAAUGACACUGCAACAUCGUAUCCGCUUAGUGUCAAUGAAGUGGACUGAUCAACGAGCUAAAGUUCUGCUAGAAGUACUUGGGGCUAUGCGGGUCGUCAAGUACUUUUCAUACGAGGUUCCUUUCCUUCAAAGAAUUUUCGACCUUCGAAAGAAGGAACUGCAUGGUAUUCGAUGGAUUCUUCAUCUAACUUCGGCGAACUUGGCGCUCGCGACUUCGCUGCCAGUCCUCGCUGCCACACUAGCUUUCGUCACGUACACCCUCACAGCCCACGACUUCAACGUUGCCGUUAUAUUCAGUUCGCUGAGUUUGUUCCAGCUUCUCCGGCAACCAAUGAUGUUCAUGCCUCGGGCUCUAUCGGCUAUCCCCGAUGCAUCCAGCGCGCUUCAGCGGCUCACACGAGUGUUCCGCGCGGAGCUUAUUUCCGGAGAUACACUCUUGAUUGAUAAGGACCAAGAACCCGCGCUUUUGACGAAGGGCGCAACAUUUGAGUGGGAGUCCUAUGAAAAAGAUUCUGGUGAGGCCUUUAGCUCGAAGGGUCCACCGAGGGGUAAGGACAGGAGUGUGAAAGAGGACACGGCGAAGGAAAAGUCCACUCCCGGAAAAGAUACACCUCCUUUCCAGGUAAAGAAUGUGACCAUGACAAUUCCACGAGGUCAACUUGUUGCUGUAGUUGGGCCUGUUGGGAGCGGCAAGUCCAGUUUAUUGCAAGGACUGAUAGGUGAGAUGAGGAAGGUCUCCGGGCAUGUCUCGUUCGGCGGUCGCGUUGGAUAUUGUCCGCAGACCGCAUGGAUCCAGAAUGCUACAUUGCGCGAUAAUAUUACUUUUGGUCAACCAUUCGAGGAGGACAGAUAUUGGCGCGUUAUUGAAACCGCUUGCCUACUUCCAGAUCUCCAACUGCUCCCAGAUGGGGAUUUGACUGAGAUCGGAGAAAAGGGAAUCAAUCUCAGCGGUGGCCAAAAGCAGAGGGUCAACAUUGCUCGUGCCCUUUACUUUGAACCUGAAAUCGUCAUAUUUGAUGACCCGCUCUCGGCAGUGGAUGCUCAUGUCGGAAAGUCGUUAUUCCAAGAUGCCAUCGUGGGUGCCCUGCGAAAUCGCGGCAUUACCGUCAUUCUGGUCACGCAUGCGAUCCACUUCCUCUCCCAGGUAGAUUAUAUCUAUACCCUGAACAACGGCGUCAUCACGGAGAGUGGAACCUAUGAGGAUCUGGUCUCUCAAGGUGGUGAUUUUGCGCGUUUGGACCUAGAGUUCGGUGGCCAUGCAUCGGAGGGGGAAGAUGAAGACCAGGAAGAGGAAGAGGAAGUCACUCCGCAGACAGGCAUUACGAUCGAGGAUGUGAAGCUGAAGUCAGAAAGAGCCAGAGAACGGGCUUCUGGCAGUGGGAAACUCGAAGGUCGCUUGAUCGUCAAAGAGAAGCGGUCGACGGGCUCUGUGUCCUGGGCAGUGUACUGGACAUACUUGGCUGCGGGACGCGGUUCAAUAACAGUUCCCCUGCUUGUUCUCUUUAUGCUUGCAAUGCAGGGAAGCCAGAUCUUGAACUCGUACACGCUAGUUUGGUGGGAGGCCAACAAAUUCGACAGACCAAAUUCGUUCUAUCAAACGCUGUACGGCUGUCUAGGGGUCGCUCAAGCGAUCUUCGUAUGCUUGCUUGGUGCUGGAAUGGAUUUCAUUUCAUAUUAUGCAUCUCAAAGCCUGCACCACAAGUCCGUGCGCAACGUCUUUCAUGCGUCUAUGUCCUUUUUUGACACCACACCUAUGGGCCGAAUCCUGAGCAUUUUUGGCAAAGAUAUCGACGGUAUUGACAAUCAACUACCACUCGUCAUCAUGCUGUCCAGCGUGGUUGGCUCUAUCGUCAUCGUUUCUGUCCUUGAACCGUACUUUGUUAUCGCUGUGUUCUUCAUUGCUAUCGGUUACGGCUACUUUGCUGCCUUUUAUCGAGCUGGUGCUCGCGAAGUCAAGCGUCUGGAUUCUAUGCUUCGCUCUCUUCUGUAUGCCCACUUUUCGGAGACCUUAACAGGACUGCCCACAAUCCGCAGCUACGGAGAAAUGAAGCGGUUUAUUGCUGCCAAUAGAUACUACAUUGAUCUGGAGGACAGAGCUCUAUUACUCGUGGUCACGAACCAGAGGCAAGUUGCUCUUCUCGCGGUGAUCGACGUCUCCGGGAUAAACGCCGCUCAGAUAGGGUUGGUGUUGACGUAUACCACCUCGCUGUCGCAAAUGUGUAGUCUGGUAACCAGACAGACAGCAGAUGUUGAGAAUUACAUGAAUUCAGUGGAGCGACUGGUACAGUACGUCGCAGGCGAUAUGGUACCUCAAGAGGCUCCAUAUGAGAUCGAAGAACGAAAGCCCCCGGCGCAAUGGCCUGAACAUGGUGCCGUCGAAUUCAACGACGUUAAGAUGGCUUACAGGCCGGGCCUUCCCAACGUAUUGAAGGGCAUCUCCAUCAAGAUCAGGGGAGGCGAAAAGAUAGGUGUCGUUGGAAGGACUGGUGCUGGUAAAUCUUCAUUGAUGCUUGCACUGUUUCGAAUUGUUGAGGUGUCUGGUGGUUCAAUCACUAUUGAUGGUGUCGAUAUAUCUACGCUUGGUCUUAAAGAUCUCCGCUCCAAGAUUUCGAUUAUCCCACAAGACCCCCUUCUAUUUAGCGGGACCAUGCGCUCCAACCUGGAUCCAUUCUCCCAACACAGUGACGCGGUGCUAUGGGAUGCGCUGCAUCGGUCUUGUCUGCUUGAUUCUAGUAUCACCUCGAAACAGUCAUCUUCUAGUGAUGGCGUCGGGAGCGAGCAAGCUCCCACCAACCGCUACGACCUUGACAGUACUAUUGAGAGUGAGGGAGCGAAUCUCAGCGUAGGGGAGAGAUCUCUGCUCAGUCUGGCUCGUGCGUUGGUGAAAGACUGCAAGGUCGUUGUGCUUGAUGAGGCUACAGCCUCUGUCGAUCUCGAUACUGAUAGCCAGAUCCAGCACACUAUCCAGACGGAGUUCCAGGAUCGCACGCUACUUUGUAUUGCCCACCGACUUCGUACUAUCAUUUCAUAUGACCGGAUUUUGGUUCUUGACGCUGGCCUUGUUGCUGAAUUCGAUACUCCAUCCAAUCUUUUCAAAAUGGAGGGUGGCCUUUUCCGCGGAAUGUGUGAGAGGAGCAAUAUCUCGUUGAAAGAUAUACUAGAGUCGAGUAAACAGCUUUAG